This is a messenger RNA of Thamnophis sirtalis, 1086 nucleotides long. It is a transcript of the gene PHF13, whose product is annotated as PHD finger protein 13. NCBI's taxonomy places the organism in Eukaryota, Metazoa, Chordata, Lepidosauria, Squamata, Natricidae. Gene Ontology annotation, biological process: mitotic chromosome condensation. Gene Ontology annotation, cellular component: nucleus. The record is from RefSeq and is a predicted model, not a curated record. Gene Ontology annotation, molecular function: chromatin binding.
AUGGACUCGGACUCCUGCGCUUCCCCGCCGCCCCACGAAGAUUUCCCCCCGGGCUCCAAGCGCUGCCGGACGGUGGAGGAUUUCAACAACUUUUGCACCUUCGUCCUGGCCUACGCCGGUUACAUCCCGUACCCGCACGAGGAUACAUCCGGUUGGAGCAGCACCAGUUCCCCCAACAGUACCCGGGAGGCUAUUGACAGUGAUGGAGGGGACCCCCCUCUGGGACACCUCUCAAAAGCCCGGAAGACUUUCAGCCAACUCAAACACGGCAAGGCUUAUUCCUCGCUCUACCAGUGGACAAAGCCCAAUGGGUUUUUGGUGGACCGGAAAAAAAUGGAGAAGUUCCGGAAGAAACGGCGGAUUGUGAGGAAGGAUGCGGCGCUGCCGGACGUCAAAUAUCCCGGAGGAGACGAAGAGGAGGAAGGUCUGCGGGAGAGAGGAGGAGAAGAGCCGUACACCGAGAACCCGCUCAGCCCGUCCUCCGAAGGGGAUGCCCAGUCUUCCACAGGCCGCUGCUCGGCCUGGGAUUCAGACACCCCGUCGAAUCCCCCCUACACGGCCGCCGCGCCGGAGGAACAGAGCCUCGUCCAAAGGGUGGGCAAGAGGAUCAUCAUACGGCAAGGGAAACAGGUGGUUUUCCGGGACGAGGACGGCAGCGGAGACGAUGAGGACAUCAUGGUUGAUUCAGAUGACGAUUCGUGGGACUUGGUCACCUGCUUCUGUAUGAAACCCUUCGCCGGGCGCCCCAUGAUCGAAUGCAAAGAAUGCCACACCUGGAUCCACCUCUCCUGUGCCAAAAUCCGCAAAUCCAACGUUCCCGAGGUUUACGUCUGCCAGAAAUGCCGCGAUUCCAAAUUUGACAUCCGGCGGUCCAGCCGUUCCCGGAUGGGUUCCCGCCGGCACUUCCUGGAGUAAGCCGGCUGGAGAGCUGGCGGUGCCAAAACCUCGAAAUUUGGGAGUUUCGGAGUCGGUAGGCCCAGGGGUGGGAGCAGCGAGCGAGACCCAAGGACGCCUCCGAUCUUCCGGAGGAUCGCCGGAUUUCCCGUCGGGAGUUGGAACGGAUUCCCGGCUGCAAAAGUUGGGGCG